Molecule: messenger RNA, 770 nt
Organism: Brassica napus (rape)
Lineage: Eukaryota; Viridiplantae; Streptophyta; Magnoliopsida; Brassicales; Brassicaceae
Product: small polypeptide DEVIL 11
Exons: 1
Coding region: 226-498 (90 amino acids)
Biological process (GO): negative regulation of cell population proliferation
Source: RefSeq, a predicted model, not a curated record
CUAACACUUCUCUCCUUCUUAAGUCCCUCUUUCUUUGCUGACUAAAAUCCUCCAAACUCCAAUAAAAUCUCCAAAGUCCCAAGUUUGUUUCCUUAUCAAUCACUUAAUCAAUUUUCAAGAAACCCACAAGAAAAAAAAAAAAAAUACACAUAUAUUAGUAUCAGUUUUCUUCCUUGGUGAGAGAGAAGAUCACACAAAGCAAUCUGAGAUCUUUUACCAUCAUCAAUGGCAUCAUCCGGCCUCACUCGAUCAGGAAGCGCGCCGCAAUUCGAGAAGUGGAAGCUGUCAAAGAAAGACGGAUUCAGCGGUGGCACGUUGAAGAUCACGCGCUCCUCGUUGGUGUCUUCUUGCGGCGGCAACAAGACACAGAAACAAGGGAGGUGCGCUUUCACGAGGAAGUGCGCGGGAUUGGUCAAAGAACAGAGAGCUCGCUUCUACAUCAUGCGUCGUUGCGUGAUCAUGCUUAUUUGCUGGAGAGAUAAUUACUCUGAUUCUUGAAAAACCAAACACACAAAUGUCUCUGUGCUCUGUUCUGAAACUGAAGUAGAUAAGAUAUACAUGUACAUAUAAGGGUUAUACUUUCUUUUGGUUUCUGCUUAUUAAGAUCGGUUUAGGUUUUGUAAUUUGUAUGUCCUGAGCCUUUGAUUCUGAUUAGAGGUCCUCUGCGUCAAGAUCAGUUUCUGUGUGCUGAAGUUUAACAAGAAAAUUAAAAAAAAGACAAAAUUGUAUAAUAAUUCAAUAUAAAAUAGUGAAGUAGAUUCGUGUUUCGA